Messenger RNA from Fraxinus pennsylvanica, 543 nucleotides. The record is from the annotation of a GenBank genome assembly. Lineage: Eukaryota; Viridiplantae; Streptophyta; Magnoliopsida; Lamiales; Oleaceae.
AUGCGCUCUCACUUCCUUCUUCUUCUGCUCCGUCCAAGCCUUCACUCCCCCUACCUUCAAUCGUCCCUCCCUUACCUUCUUCAUCCUCUUCCCAACCUUAUGAGGCAAGGCCUCGCCGUUCUUGGUCCAAUCUUGCUGCUAAUCAAGCGAAAACCGCUGAGGCUACUCUCUCUUAUGUCGUUCCUUCCAUUGUCAAUGGGAAAAAAGUUGUGCCCCAUGACUUCCAUUCAACCUGAGAUUGAACCUUGGAAAAACGCAGUUGUGGGCUUUGUUCUUGGUGUCUCCCCUUCAUUCCAGAAUAUGCUUAAGUUUGUUCACAAACAUUGGCAGUCAGUAAGCCUACCCAAGAUCUAUACUUGGAGGGAUGGGAUUUUAUUCUUUGAUUUCCCCGGAAAAAGAGCAUAUUUUGAAUUAUGGCCUUUUUUUUCUUUUGAUAGUAAACCAAUGAUCCUUACCCCCUGGUCCCAAAAUUUGGCUGUUGAUAGAUUGGGAGUUGCAAAAGUUCCUGUUUUGAUUCGGCUGCCUGGAUUACAACUUAAGUAG